AUGGCCAUCGUUGCGCCAGAAGGAACCGACCUACCGACAAUUGCGGAGAUCAAAUCCUCGCCUGAUGUGUUGAGUGUUCGGACAAACGCUAUCAAGGUUGUUCGAGUUCGGGAACGCUUCGCGGUCAAGAUUGGCUAUUCUAUUCCACCCCUAGAGGCAGAGAACAUGAAAUUCGUUGCACAUAACAGCAACGUUCCGGUGCCAAAGUCCAUGAUAACUUUGUCGAUCCGGAAACUCAAAAGAGAUAUAUUAUUAUGGAUUAUAUCCCAGGCACGGACCUCGAAAAAUUACUACCAUCGCUCACGCCAGUGGAAAAGAAGACAAUCAGCAUACGGACUAAAGGCGCAAUUGAUGAACUACGGCAGAUCCCUGCUCAAGGAUACUUUGGAAACUUGGAACGCCAGCCUUAUACCGAUGAAGGAGUCGCCCCACUACAUUCGUCUUUUGAGAGGAAUGGUUGAUCGAACCCUCAAAGGCCACAAAAUUGUGUUCACGCACGGAGAUCUUCAACCAAAGAACAUAAUGGUUGAACGCAAUGGACUCAAAAAGAUGGAAGUAGCGACUUUAAAAUCACACUGGUUAAUUGGAAUCUUUCGGGCUGGUACCCAGAAUAUUGGGAUUUCUGCAAUUCGACGCUUUAUUGCCAGUUAA
Molecule: messenger RNA, 651 nt
Organism: Penicillium daleae
Lineage: Eukaryota; Fungi; Ascomycota; Eurotiomycetes; Eurotiales; Aspergillaceae
Exons: 2
Coding region: 1-651 (216 amino acids)
Source: RefSeq, a predicted model, not a curated record